AUGCUUGUGGACACGGAUGAUAAGGGUAUCGAGCGGUGUACAUCGCGGAGGGUAGUCGCCAAGGCAGUGGAGUACGAGCUUAACGUGCUGAUUCUUGCCACGGGCUUUCUGGUGGUAAUGGGGGAAAAUGUAGCGCCUGCUGAGCUCUUUAGCAUACCUGUUGCGGGCCGCAGCGGUCGCCAUCUCAAGGACAAAUAUAGGUAUCCUGCAUGGCAUCGCUACGCUACGAACGGCCUCCCCAAACUUCUCUAUCCCGGUCUCGGUGACGGACCAGGUUCACUAAAUCUCACUGUCGUUUUUGACUUAGAAUCCAGGCACAUUACCAAUGUUUUAAAAGAGACUGUUGGUCGAGUUUCGGAUCCUACACAGCUUGUCAUCGAGCGGACUAAGGAGGCAGAGAAUGCUUGGGUAGAACAAGUGGAGAGUCGGACGGUGUGGUACUCGGUCUUGCUCGCUUGCACACUGACCUACUUCAACCACGAGGGUGCCGCGUUGGUCCAUGUCUCGAGCGACCUUGAGAAGCGGCGACAAGCGAUGCGGAGGAUACUUCACGGAGGGGGAAUAGCUGUAUACGAUCGAGCUAUCCGCGAAUAA
Bipolaris sorokiniana ND90Pr is the source of this 594-nucleotide messenger RNA. RefSeq lists its product as uncharacterized. The record is from RefSeq and is a predicted model, not a curated record. The coding region runs from base 1 to 594 and encodes 197 amino acids. NCBI's taxonomy places the organism in Eukaryota, Fungi, Ascomycota, Dothideomycetes, Pleosporales, Pleosporaceae. The transcript has a single exon.